Molecule: messenger RNA, 4920 nt
Organism: Ornithodoros turicata
Lineage: Eukaryota; Metazoa; Arthropoda; Arachnida; Ixodida; Argasidae
Exons: 4
Coding region: 297-1025 (242 amino acids)
Source: RefSeq, a predicted model, not a curated record
GAGUCAGUUAAGAGUAGUGGACCUACUUAUGUCUACGGUAGAUCAAUUGUGUUUGAGAAAUCUGCAAUAGUGUAGAUGAUGCAGGGCCACAAACAUUACAAAUACCGCCACGCCGAUUUUAGCAGCACUAUUACUAUCGCUAGCACGAUUUACUCAAUGGAUUUACGUUCAGUAAAUAAUUAUUCUGUAAUGCAAGGUCGCUAUAUAGACGAAGCAGAAUGACCGCAGUGCACAGUUUGCGCAAAUGGUAAAGUAAGAGAAGGAUUAACCAGAAUUGUGCUUUACACGCUGGUUUCAUGGAUCAUAAACCGUUUAUUUGGACUAAUGAUCGACAGAAGACGCUCAUCGACUUUUUCAAAGACAACGAAUUCCUCUACAACCCAAUACACCCGGACUAUAAAAAGCGACGAUUGCGGGACAAGAAGAUUCUGGAGCUUUGCAGCACUCUUGGAUGUUCCAUGUUGGAGUGCAAGAACAAGUUCCACAACUUGCGAACCUACUUCUUCAGAGAAUACAACAAAGUCCUAAAACACAAUUCGUGUGAUGGCAACGGUGAAGAGAGCUACACAUCAAAGUGGGACUUUUAUGAGGAUAUGAAGUUCCUAAAUGUUUGCUACCUCCCAAGGACACUAGAAGCAAAUAACAGUAGUGAGAACCAGUUAGAUACUGCAUCAGAUACAGCUGCGAAUGACUUUAAAGUUGAGGGAGGCAACAACACAAGCAUCCUGGAACCCGACUGCCUGAUUGACGAGCUAGAAGUGUUUGAGACGGAAGUGGACGCGUCGAGCACAUCGGAAACGAAUGCGCAGACUCCUCCGCACAAGAGGAGAAGAUUGGACAAGGCGGCACAUCCACAGAGGAACCUCCUAGACGAAGAACACUAUUUUGGAAUGUAUGUGGCUGCAGCACUACGAACGUUUGAUUCUGUGUCGCGUGACACUGCCAAGGUCAAGAUUUUGGACCUCAUCAUGCACUUGCGACACAAUGUGGAUCCUGGUCGCAGAAAGACGAAGGAUUCGUUGUAGGCAAAGCUCUCGCUGACAACAGUGGGCGUUACCCAUCUUCAGUAAGUAAGCUGUACGUCACCAUGAGCAAUGAUUGGGUAUCUGUUGUACUAACCAGGUCGUGUAGCUAGAGGUUGUAUGUGAUAGCGUGAGGGCACACAGAGCAUGUCCGCAUUUUAUACGGAUCCCUGCUUGGUCCUGCGUAGAGCUGGAUGAAUAGCGUGGGUUUCAAAUAGAAACCUUGAAAGAAAUUACCUUUGAAUACUGAUAUAUUGAAUAAUAAGCAAUUUCUGCACAGGAGCGUUGUUGUUAUGACUGUGCUUAUUUGAUAUCAUCUGGCAUAGUCUCUGUGUAAACAAAAUUCUCACACACAAAACAAUUUCAGUAUACUGUAGGGCCACCAAUGCGUGGUAAUAUGAUAAAAAAAAAAUGCUCCAAAAAGGCUGAUGACAGUUGCAGAAAUGCACAUGGAGAAAUAAGAACAUGAAUAGACUGGUAACAAAUAAAUAGGUGAGCUGGUGGGCUUCAGUCUGUGGGAUAGAGCAAAUUGUUUGUUGAUGUGGUUACCUGCAAUAGGAAAAGUAUGCAUAGAGCAUCCUGGACACAAUGUGAAUCCAUAACCUGUAGUUUUUUAUGUAAAUGAUAACUGUUGCUCAUGAUGUAGAAACUAUUUACUGGAAACAACAACGCUGUCACGCUGUUCAUGAACAGGCGUUUGUGGCCAGGAAUGUUGUGCUUGCCCUGGUCAGGAGCAGUGCCGUGCAUGCCAAAGGGAGUCUGGCCAUUAGGAGGAGCCUAAAAAAGAGGCUCGAUCUGUCAAUCAAAUUGAGCGUUUUUCAUUGGCUGCUGUUUUUUAUGCGGGCCGCCAUGACACCAGAAUUUUCCCGAAAAUGGCGGCGUAGCUUGGAACGGCGAAGCGAGGAUUUCACGACAAUUUUUUUUCACAAAUCAUGUAAAUUUUAUUCCGUAAGUGUACAUUGUGUUGCAAUUAUCUUGCAAAUCACCUUUAAAUUACGUUCCAGUGUCGAUGUUUACCUGAAAAAAAUUUUUCGUUGUCCAUGUUAGGCCUAGUAACGACAGCGAUCACAGGCAAAUAGUAAGAAAAAUGCUACGGAUGGCCAAAAAUUUGCAUUUGAUGACAUACUUUUAUCCAUAUACACACCUUUGCCCGUUCUUGGUUCAAUCUUGUUAUAUUUCAUAGUUAAAAUACGUAUAAUACCGGCAGUCUGUUCCAAGUAGCGGUUCUGCCGGCCAAUCAGUUCUGCUAGCAAGCACUUCUGCUUCUGCUACUUCUGCCCUUCUGCUAUUCUGCGUCUUCCCGACAUGCCCCUCUCCAUCCGGAUGGUGCCGUUAAACGUGGACGCAAAAUCCAUUAUGUUGCUAGGUCGUCAGGGGAUAUCCUAUUCAAUCUAAUCUAAUCCAGUUUCCCGAAAAUGUCGGCACCCAGUGAAUACAGGUAAUAUAUAGCUUGGAUAGCCUGAGAUUAAUAGCGAACUGUAUUUUGGCUCGUGAUUGGCCUGAGAGCUCAAAAAGUGGGUGGAGCUCCAGGUAUAGGCAGGUCCCAUUAAUGGCCAGACUCCCUUUGGCAUACACGGCACUGGUCAGGAGCUUCUGCAUCAUGCAGUGGUAAAGAUUUAAGCAACUGCGUGCCAUACAUGAAAUAGUUCUAAUAGGAUGCAGGUAUUGUAUUAUUGCGGUGAGCCUGCAACUGCUAUGUCAUCGUUAAAUAUUUAUUUGAAGGUUCCACUCCCUGCGCUUUUUUUAAUUUUUUGUUUUGUUUUAGUGCCAGUGGUAGUGCUUUGUAUAGAGCUUCAGGGCAUACCUUUUAUAUGAUCAAUAUGUGAUAUUUACAUCUGUGGGACUUUGUUUCAUCUCCUUUCUUUUGGGGGCAAUGUUUAAAUGUAUAAUGGUGGCAAUAUUUAAACAGGUAUGUCAGGUGUGCUACGUUAUUUUAUGUGUAUAUAUAUGUGACGUUCUGCCCGUGCUUAUACCAUCUACUCAUCUGUGCUCUUUUUGAGCUAGGGUCACUCAUACCUCCAGGAUGUACAAAAAUUAAUAAUUUGAAUAAUGUGUUAUCAAUGUGCUUACGAGGCAUUAUCCUGCAUGGUCUCAGUGUAAGUUGUAUUCUUUGUCUUAACUGUUUCAGAAAGCUGUGGGGACAAAUUUCUGGAUAAUAUGAUGGAAAAUGUUCAAAAUGCUGGUGACAGUUGCAGAAAUGCAGUUACUUACACAUGAUUGAAUCGUUGGAAAUACAAUGUGCACAGAGUCGAGUCAAAUGCACAUAACUGGUAUAUAGUAUAUACAUUCAAUCCAUUCCCAUUCACAGUUUGCACACUCACACAAAUAUUAGCAUACUCCUACUUUUAGUGAUUUUGCUAUUCAGAUUCUGCAUAAAACACGAAGUAUAUCGUGAAGAGUAAACACAAAAGUAGUGUCAAGAUUGCUAUAAGCCACAGAGGCUAUGCUCACGAAUGGCACACACAAUUCAGGACUCAACAUGCUAUGGAAUAUUCCUAUCUCUACACCCAUGAGGGCACCAUGUUUAUCAGCACAUUUGCCUGUUAGCUUAUCAGUUUCAGUUUCCUGUUACCGCAGUAUAAGCCAGUAGGCUGUAGUUUGAUACGUAUUUGGAAAGAAUCGUGACCUACUACAAGUGCCACUUCUGAUUUGUGUAACAUCCACGAGCAAAGCAAAUUCUUUACCUGCUCAUGCGCAAUUCGCGGCGAGACCCUCACUAGGGCCGCCUCGUGGUGGGGACCCUCGUUUCUGUUUCGUUUCUGUUACUUACAGUAAAAACUGUCAUAUUGGAAUGAAAAUGCGGCUUACUUGGAACACAUACGACGUUUUCGUCAUGCAUUGUCAGGAAAUAUCAUCGCUGGACAGCCUCUUGCACGUGCAAUGCCUUGAUACGCAAUGCAAUGUGCAGAUAUUGCCCGGCAACAUCCCCAUGACACGGUUUCGUUCAGUGAACACCAGGGGGCAACUCCCAAACUUCUCGGCGCCAUAGGGCCAUAGUAUGGCGCCUCGGAAAGUAUGCAUAGAAUGCUCCAAGCACGAUGUAUUGAUUGCACUAUCUGUAGAUUAUAUGCGAAUGACAACAUUAAUUGAGAUAACAGCACUUGUUCUGUUGCUCAUGACAUAGGCUGUACUGUAAUUGUAACGUAGUGGAAAUAACAUAGCUGUGUAGCGGUCAUGUAACAAGUGAUCGCGGCCUCAUACAGCUUCCAUGUAGUGUUGUAAGGCCAUUGCAGAGAACUUUUUCAGUUGCAGCGUAACUCGUAAUGGACUUGUCCCAAGCCUUGUCCUUGCCAAUACAUGAUGUGGUUCAAGUAUACCUGAAAAUACUUUCAUUGCGGAACUUGGACAUCCUAAUAUAUUUCCUUUCAUUUUUAAGAUCAGUGGUAUUACAUUAUUCAAUGCUUUGUAGGGUUGCUCCUUUUACUUGCAUAGUGCUUCAGUGCACGCUUUGUGUAUGAUCAGUAUGUGAUAUUUACAAUUGUUAAUUUUUUUUCCCCGCUCUUUUUGUUGUCAAUUUUGAGGUCAAUAUUUCUGUAAUGAAAACAGGCACCUCAGGUUUGAGGUGCUAUUUAUAUGUGAUUCAUCCUCUGCCAUAUAACGCUUUACUCGUCUGUGCUCCAGGAUCAUGCAUUCCUUAGGGGCUGCUGUGCAUUUUGGUGAUCACUAGUCUUGUACAAAGUUGGCAUUUUUCACCAGUUAGUUUGGUGCACAUUGCAUAUGCAGCGCACUUCAUUGACUCCACUACAAAUACUCUAGCCAUGUUAUAUACAAGGAAAACGGAUGACUCUAGUGUGGUUUGGAAGUACUGAUGUGGACGUUCUAAUAUGCUACGUCACAUAAGUGUUAGGAAAGCUGUGAUGUUACGUUGCAUUGUACUCAAAUAAAUCUGUGUACCCAC